GCCGCCAUCUUCGCGCGCCCGCGCGCCCCAGCCCCGCCCCCAGACGCCGCGCCCACGUGACCUACCCACCCACCACCCCCCCCGGCUGGCGCGUGGGCGGGGCCUUACGUCACGUGAUGGCAUGGCGGGGCGGGGCCAAGAUGGCGCUGCCCUGAGAGGUGAGGAAGCUGCGGCGAGGGCGGCCGAGGCUGUGAGGAAGGCGGCCAAAUGGCGACGUCUGCGACGUAGAUGAGAGGCGGUGAGGGGUGACCGGGCGCCAGCACCCGGGCCGCAGAGAGUGGCCUACAGUGGAGCUUUCCUCCUCGCAGCUGGAGAACGGAGAGAGAAGGUGCUGGCUGGGUGAAGCUGCCGCUUUCUGCCUGGCGGGGCUUGAGGGGCCCAGAGUCCACGGAGUCCCUAAUCACCCUGGUUUCCCCGGGGUCCCAGGUCUAGAGACAUGACCCGAGAUUGCGCUCCCCCGGCCCCGGGAACCGGGGCUCCGCUGAGCGGGUCGGUGCUGGCAGAGGCGGCAGUGGUGUUCGCAGUGGUGCUGAGCAUCCACGCGGCCGUGUGGGACCGAUACUCGUGGUGCGCCGUAGCCCUCGCAGUGCAGGCCUUCUACGUCCAGUACAAGUGGGACCGGCUGCUACAGCAGGGGAGCGCUGUCUUCCAGUUCCGAACGUCCGCAAACAGUGGCCUACUGCCCACCUCAGUUGUCAUGCCUUUGCUCGGACUGGUCAUGAAGGAGCGCUGCCAGUCUGCGGGGAACCCAUACUUCGAACGCUUUGGAAUUGUGGUGGCAGCCACUGGCAUGGCAGUGGCCCUCUUCUCAUCAGUGUUGGCGCUGGGCAUCACUCGCCCGGUGCCCACCAACACUUGUGUCAUCUCGGGCUUGGCUGGAGGUGUCAUCAUAUAUAUCAUGAAGCACUCACUGAGUGUGGGCGAGGUGAUCGAGGUCCUGGAGGUUCUGCUGAUCUUCGUCUAUCUCAACAUGAUCCUGCUGUACCUGUUGCCCCGCUGUUUCACCCCUGGGGAGGCACUGCUGGUACUGGGUGGCAUCAGCUUCAUGCUCAACCAGCUCAUCAAGCGCUCCCUGACUGUGGUGGAAAGCCAGGGGGACCCAGUGGACUUUUUCCUGCUAGUGGUGGUAGUGGGAAUGGUGCUCAUGGGCAUCUUCUUCAGCACCCUCUUUGUCUUCAUGGACUCAGGUACCUGGGCCUCCUCCAUAUUUUUCCACCUCAUGACCUGUGUGCUGGGUCUGGGUGUGGUCCUGCCCUGGCUGCACCGGCUCAUCCGCAGGAACCCCUUGCUCUGGCUUCUUCAAUUCCUCCUCCAGACAAACACCCGCAUCUACCUCUUAGCCUACUGGACUCUGCUGGCCACCUUGGCCUGCCUGGUGGUGCUGUACCAGAAUGCCAAGCGCUCAUCUUCUGAGUCCAAAAAGCACCAGGCCCCCACCAUUGCGCGAAAGUAUUUCCACUUCAUUGUAGUGGCCACCUACGUCCCAGGUAUCAUCUUUGACCGGACGCUGCUCUAUGUGGCCGCCACCGUAUGUCUGGCAGUCUUCAUCUUCCUGGAGUAUGUACGCUACUUCCGCAUCAAGCCCCUGGGCCACACUCUACGGAGCCUCCUGUCCCUCUUCCUGGAUGAACGAGACAGUGGACCGCUCAUCCUGACACACAUCUACCUGCUCCUUGGCAUGUCUCUUCCCGUUUGGCUAGUCCCCAGACCCUGCACACAGAAGGGUAGUCUAGGGGGAGCAAGGGCCCUAGUCCCCUAUGCAGGCGUCCUGGCCGUGGGUGUGGGUGACACGGUGGCCUCCAUCUUCGGCAGUGCUAUGGGGGAGAUCCGCUGGCCUGGAACCAAAAAGACCUUUGAGGGGACCAUGACGUCUAUAUUUGCCCAGAUCAUUUCUGUAGCUCUGAUCUUAAUCUUUGACAGUGGAGUGGACCUGAACUACAGUUAUGCUUGGAUUUUGGGGUCCAUCAGCAUCGUGUCCCUCCUCGAAGCAUACACUACACAGAUAGACAAUCUCCUUUUGCCUCUCUACCUCCUGAUAUUGCUGAUGGCCUAGCUGCUGUGCAGCAGUGAUGGAGGAAACAGGGCCAAGGGGAGGAUGAAUGGUCCCCACAGCAGCCAGCCAGUUGGGCAUGAAGAGCCAAGGAGUGAGAAGCAGAUUUGAUUUUUCAGUUGAUUCAGAUUCAAAAUAAAAAUCCAAGAUCAACGGGUUUUUGUUUCGCUAAUAUUUAAAAA
This is a messenger RNA of Ceratotherium simum simum (southern white rhinoceros), 2232 nucleotides long. It is a transcript of the gene DOLK, whose product is annotated as dolichol kinase. The record is from RefSeq and is a predicted model, not a curated record. Lineage: Eukaryota; Metazoa; Chordata; Mammalia; Perissodactyla; Rhinocerotidae. Gene Ontology annotation, molecular function: dolichol kinase activity. Gene Ontology annotation, cellular component: endoplasmic reticulum membrane. Gene Ontology annotation, biological process: dolichyl monophosphate biosynthetic process.